Closterium sp. NIES-67 is the source of this 1356-nucleotide messenger RNA. The record is from the annotation of a GenBank genome assembly. Lineage: Eukaryota; Viridiplantae; Streptophyta; Zygnematophyceae; Desmidiales; Closteriaceae.
UGCCGGUUCUUGAGCUGUUAGACAAACCUCUUUAGUCUAGAGGGCAUCGACUGCUUGCCAGAACGCCAUGUUCAUGCCUGCUCACUCCUGAUCGACUCGCGAGUGGAAUCCCGAAACCGAGCGAAACCGUUCAUCCCAGGCGCACAGGAUUGAUGCGAGGAGCUGGAUGAUGCAACGCCGAGACCAGCAACCCCCCUCUGGAGAAUCGUCAGAUCAUCACGCUUAGUCCGAGCUUCCACCCGCUAUUUUCGCGGCUGCUUCGAAAUCCUAUUUCUAGACAUCUUAUAUACAUAUAUAUACGUAUAUUUGUUACUGACUUAAAGUCUGGCCAAUGGCAGCAGGGGACCUGCCAUGGCUCUUCCACAUCCUCGCCGUGCUCUCGCCGAUCUUCAUUACAGUCACAUUCUACGAGAAGUCGCUCUUCGCCGUCCACGUGGCGCUCAUGACCCUCGCCUUCCUAUUGGUCAUUCCUGAAGGCGUCUUUAUCGUCGCGAGGCCCUCGCGGCGCCGCAAGCAGGCCAUGCGUCUUCACUUGGGACUCCAACUGACCGGCCUGGUCCUGGCGCUAGCAGGCACCCUCGCGAUGUUCACUCACCGCCACGCGCGGCUCAAGGCGCAUUUCAGCACGCCCCACGCGUGGCUAGGCGUGUCUGCUGUCAUCCUGGCUGAGCUGGGCGGGCUGCUGGGCGUGCUGCUGUACUUUAAUACACUCAGGAUUUCAAGGGGGCUCAUUGGAAAACUGCAUUUUCUGCAUCGGAUGGUGGGGCGGCUGGUGAUAGUGUGUGGCUUCAUCGCCAUCAUCCUCUCUCUCAAGAUCUUCGACAAACAAAACCCUCGCAAUAAGGGAUGGAAGACCUAUGUGAUGGCAUGUGCAGUGGUGGCACAGCUAGCGGGCAUGUCAUCCCUCCUCUACCCAUCGUCGCCCAUUGCAGCAGCCAUCACCGCCACCACCAGCGGCGGAAGCAGCAGCAGCAGUGCUGUGGGUCUUGUACCGAAGCAGUCUCCCAAGCAGGUUCGGCCGCAGCGAUCAGGUUCGGGAGCAGGUAGCAUUGGUGGUGGGGCAGGGAGAGGGGAGAUAAGGAGAGACCUUGAGGCCGGAUUAGGGGGUGCGGAAGUAGGGAAGAAGGAUUCUGAUUGAUGGGGUUUUUUUAUUCUGUGUUGUGUUGUGAUAAAGACUGUUUGUCUGAUUGCAGUGUUACAUUACGCCAUUACAUGGACUCAUGUACAGUGCAUCCCACUGCCUUGCAUCCCGUAUCUUAGGACCCAGCCCAGCCCACAUCAUGAGCGAGAUUACUAGCAGCCCAUUUUUUCUAAUAGGUGUGAUAAUAGGUGGGGAAAUAAUAGGUGUGAGGGGAA